This is a messenger RNA of Anneissia japonica, 2112 nucleotides long. RefSeq lists its product as uncharacterized. The record is from RefSeq and is a predicted model, not a curated record. The transcript has 3 exons. Lineage: Eukaryota; Metazoa; Echinodermata; Crinoidea; Comatulida; Comatulidae. Bases 430 to 1584 code for a protein of 384 amino acids.
UAUGUAUUCCUACAGAUUUUCAAGAAAGCAGAUAAACGAUCACUUAUGAAGAUAUCCAGAUAGACCUAUACACAGGAGGUGACGAGUUGAAAAGGUAGUCACGAGCAAACGUCUUACUGUUGCUAAGUAAAACACUGGAAGCAUUUUAAUAGUGUGCUUGUUCGCCAUUGACUCAAAACGACAAUACCAGAACGGCCAACAAAAUACGGGAAUAGAAGGGUAAUGUAGCCUAUACAGGGCAAUUUAAGCGUGAGAUUACUGUCAUGCCUAAAUGAAAUUACAACGAAAGUACAGUUACACAAUCUUUAACAAAGAGCUCUGGUUGCUGAGGAAAACGGCUAUUGAAACCAUGCUUGUCGCUAACACAACAGAUAAUACUUGUGAUAGACGAAUUACGUGCUACUACUACUAUAAUUCUCGGCUUGUGACAUGAAGCGGGUUGUAGUGUGCCAAUCUGUAGCGUCGAAUAUGACGCCCAGAAAUAGCAUGCGCUUUAGACUACAACAAGAGACAGUAAAAGUGCUCGAAGAAUUCAAAACUAAAUGUGUUCAAUUUGCUGCAAAAAAUAUCUUUCACCAUCAUCUUCGGCUUGAGUAUUUGAACUUAGCGGCGGAAAUAUGCCGUCUAAUUAAUCAACACGUUGAUAGAUGUAUUAGCCAGUAUCCAAGUCGAUCAUCAGAUAUUUGGCGCGAUGCACUUGAAGAAGCUAGGAAGCUAAAGAACGAGAUGUCAGAAUAUCUGAAGGGGAUGACAUCAUCGUUUGGAAAAACAAUUUCAAAAAUGUUGCAGAGUAACGGUGGCAACUAUCCAAUGCUUAUCCAAUCCUACUCACGUAGGCUAUUUCGUGCAAACUUCAUUGAACUUAAUGUUUCCCAACAGGAACGGAUUUUUAUUGAGAUCCUCCGGCAGACAUCAAGAACUAACUUGGUUAUUGUUUCAAUUCGCCGAUGGUGUGGAAAGCUUGGUAUAAUGUUUGUCAUUGUGACAAUUGGAAUAUUGAUGUAUAAUAUCAGCGUUGCCAUAAAUCCAACAUACAAUCAUAUUAGUCGCGCUGUUUCUCUUGGUUUUGGAGCUUCUAGUGGUUGUGUUGGGCGUGAGCUUGGAGCCGAGAUUUCUGCAUGUGGCGGUCCUGUAGGGGUCUUUCUUGGAGGCUUUAUUGGAGGGUUAAACGUCGCAUUUGUAAACAGUUUAGGUAAUGAAGGCCUUCUACGCAUUCUAACACGUUUAUUAUUUCCAGCUUCUACUUCAGAGUUUCAUAUGCCGCUAACUCUGAAAGGCUAUCAUGAUAUAUAUGGCGCGCCAAAAAUACGCACGUCGAAUACGUCACGUACUACAUCACAAGUCUCUUUACCAUCUCGUCCACCUCGUUGUCGCUCAGCGCCAAUCAGGGUAGACUGCACUGUAACCAAGCAUUCCGUCCGAAAGCUUCAAAGAUGUCGGUCUCGUUCGGCCACUCCAAGGACGAGCCACGGCAGUCUCCCCAAUUUAAACGUGCCGAAGUAUGAGCCAACCAUACCCCCAUCAACGUCACUGUUUAUGCCAGACGGAUAUCCUGCUUUUCCUCGUGGGUUUUCGUACUGGUAGUUGGGCAAAAAGUGAAUGCUAUAAACAAACAUUGGGAUUCACAUAAAAUUAAGAUAUGAGUAGCUUGUUUUCAAGUAGUUUUAAAUAUACUGUAAUUAGAAACAUAUACAGUAUUCAAGUGUAUCUUCUGCAAAAAACAAAAUUGAAUGAUCAGCAAAAAAAAAAAGGAUCUAUAGUUGAGGUUAAAUAAGGUUGUGUUCUCAGUUCUCUUUUUUAAGUAUUUGUCUUAAUGAUUUAAUUCCUAUUUUUUAUGAAACAUGUGAUCCAUCUAAAGUAUUAAUAUGCCAUUGAACUAUCUUUUAUAUGUUGAUGACUUGGUCAUUAGUUCAGAGGGCCAGAGAGGUUAGCAAAAUGCUCUAAGCAAAUUAUAUACUUAUUGUGAUAAAUGGAAAUUGGCUGUUAAUUUCGAAAAAAACGGAAGUUACAAUAUUUAAUGAAAGUGGUAAAAUUCUACACUACUAUACAUUUUAUUUCGGAAAUUAUAAUAUUGAAAUUACAAAUGAAUAAAUAUUCUGGUAUAACCUUCAA